Molecule: messenger RNA, 2245 nt
Organism: Prorocentrum cordatum
Lineage: Eukaryota; Dinophyceae; Prorocentrales; Prorocentraceae
Source: the annotation of a GenBank genome assembly
CAACUCCCCAUCCCUCUGGCUCCGACUCCUACUCCCCCAGCCUCCGCCGUUCCUGCCGCGCCCCCCGCGCGCUCACUGCGCAGAGUGCUCCAGCUCGCCGCCUCCCGUCGCCAUGCCCCGGUUGCCCGCCUCAGGCGCCUGUGGCUGGUGGCCCUCCUGGGCAAUGUGGGGCCUGGCCGCCUUGGCUGCGCGGCGGCACGGCAGCCCGCCGCGUGCCGCGCGCGCUUCGAGGCCCCGGAGCCCGAGGCACGCGCCACCGGCCUGAACGGCGUCCGGUUGCCAGACGUCUGCAUCAAUUCUACGGGGGAGCACCACGUCUUCGUCAUCGGCGAUUGGGGCGGGCACUGGAUCAGGGGCGUUGAUGGCAAGCGCUACCUUCAGCCCGCGGACAAUCGCAAGGACGGAAUCCACAGCAGAGUUUACGUCGAAGGGCUCGACGAUUCGGCGCAGCACAAGGUCCGCGACCAGAUGUUGAAAGCAGCGGCAGAGGUCGACUUAGAGUAUGUGCUGAACGUCGGGGACAACUUCUACUGGUCUGGAGUGGACGUGGAGUGUGGGCAGACCCGUGGUGCGUCGAACUUCAGCACCCAGUGGGACGACAUAUUCGAGGAGGCAUGUAUGCUGGUCCUGGCCUCGACGGCAAGCAGUGGCUGGGCGUGCUCGGAAAUCAUGACUGGGGCGGCUACAAGUUCAAUCAGGGCUGGGACCAGACCAUCAUGUACACGUGGCAGAAGCCCGCCCAGGGUGGCCUCGGCAGAUGGGUCACGCCGGCGAUGUACUGGCGCAGCCGCGUGCACUAUCCGGACUUCUCCGUGGACUAUACUUUUUCAUGGAUUCCAACAUUUUCGACGGACGGGCAACGAGACUUGGCAAAAUGUCGACCACAACAUUUGUGGGUACGCUCACAAUCCGGUCGACGCAAAGUGUGCGGCAGAGGGCGGUCCAGAGAGUCUCUUGACCUGCCCGACCUGGUUCCAAGAGCUGUGGGGCGAGCAGAAGGAGUGGCUGAAAUGGGGCCUCACAGAGUCCACUACAGACUGGCAGGUGGUGGUCACGCAUUUCCCCCCCGUUUACGGCGAGGAGUUCUGGCAGAGGACGAUGUCGACAGACCACGGCAUCGAUCUGAUCGUCUCUGGCCACCUGCACAGGCAGGAGGUGCACUACGACGGGUCGGAGAACUUCCUCGGACGCACCGCGUGGCUCGUGUCCGGCGGCGGCGGUGGAGUGACGUCCGACUUUGUGCCCAACAUGGAUGGCGACGACCAGUACGGUUUCAUGCACCUGACGCUUUCGCGGGAGACGAUCAAGGACGCCAGGGGGGACGCCCGUGGGUCUGCGCGCAUAGAAGCGAUGGUGGCCGAUUGGACCCUGAAGCCCAGCCUGGCGACAUACGACAUGCGCCCCGAUAGGGAGUACUGGUACAAGCCCGUCCUGGAGUCGGGGCAGGAUCAGGACGGAUCUCUGGUCGCCCUCGUGGAGCACCAGGUUGGGCUUGCCGCGGCCAAGCUCAGAACGGGCGAGCACAAGCGGGCCAUAGGCAUCCUCCGGCGGGCCGCGGGGGUGGCGGCGGGCUACGCACGCGCUCCCCCCGGGGAGCCGCCGCGCCCCGUGGCCCACGCGGCCCUCGCGCUGAUCCACCUGCAGCACUGCGUGGUGCUGUCGGGCAUGGGCUCCCACGGGGACGCGGCGGAGGAGGCACGCCGAGCGCGCGCCGAGACGGACGAGGUCUGGCGCGUUCUACAGGAAGCAUCGGCCGCAGAGGACGCUGCCGUCUCGGCCUGGUGGGAGGUCGGUCCGCUCGGGGCUGCUGGGGCGCCGGAGCAGCUGAAGGCGCUGCUGCGCAAGCCGCCACCUUGGCUGAGCAUGCUCGUGGAGGUGGCGAUACAGUCGAGGCAGUGCCUGGCGCUCGAGCUCGAGUACCAGCGGCCAGCGGCAGGCCUGGAGGCCGACGACGAGACAGACGGGCUGCACCUGGAGGCCGCACUGCUGGCGGAGCAGCUGCUCCCCGAGGGCCACCCCGUGCGCCAGCGAGCAGCCCAGGCGCACCGGGAGGCGGAGCUGCGGCGGGAGGCCGCCGCGAACCCCGGGCGCUCUCGCAGAUCCAGCGCGGCACCUGCGUCGCUGGCGCUCUCGGCGUCCUUCGGCUCUGCGCGGGCCUCCAGCGCCGGCACGCCGGCGGCCGAGGCGCCCGCCAGCGGGAUGCCGAGCCCGCCGGCUGCGGCCCUGCCUUCGGCGCCGCCGCCAG